UACAUAUCCACCCAUAAACCUAAUAUAAAUAUUUUCUUCACCAUCGCCAAAGAGGAUAGCAACCAACCAACAUUUAUUGCUACCAAAUUGCCAAAAACAACCGUCACAUAUCUCCAUUUCUCUCCGCCGCCGCCGCCGCCAUGGACUUUCCGGACUUCUCUUCCGGCCGGUCUCCGAGGAGGGAGCUCCAAGGCCCCCGCCCGGCCCCCCUCAAAGUCCGUAAAGACUCCCACAAGAUCCGAAAACCACCGGUGGCGCCCCCGCCGGCCGGCCUCCCCCACCAGCAGCCCCACGCGCCGCCGCGGCCGCCGGUCAUAAUUUACACGGUCUCCCCCAAGAUCAUCCAUGCAAACCCUAACGAGUUCAUGUCGCUAGUCCAACGUUUGACCGGCCCCAACGCCACGUCACCCUCCUCGGCCCCCGCCUUCCCCUUCCACGAGGGCGGGGGCGCCCUAUCCCCGGCCGCCCGUUUCGCCUCCAUCGAGCGCACAAAGUCGCCCGAUGGGAGGAGAACGGCCCCGCCCGCCGGGGAAAUGGUGGAUGGGAUCGAGAUCGAUUCCAUUAUUCAACGAAGUGGACAGCAAUUUCCCGGCAUUUUAUCGCCGAAUCCAAAUGCUCUUCCUCCAAUCCCACCAAAUUUCUUCAAUAUCUCGUCGGAUAACAAUAAUCCAUUAAACUUUUUCCAUGAUUUGAGCCCAGUUUUACAUAGCAGUAGGAAUUUUUCGGAAAAUAAUUUCUUAUUUUCGAGUCCCUCAACUUUCAUCUCACCGCACAUAAACACGCCUUCUCCAAACACUUUAGAUCUCUUCCACAGCUUAUUUGACCUAUAAUCGUAGGAGGAACUGCAGGAAAGUAACCGUAGGAAUUGAAUAGAGAUGCAUGGAGAGAUUUUGCUUCGUGAAUCCUUCAAUAGUUCAAUGGCGAUGAUGAGAUGAGAUGAGAUUCAUGGCUGUCUUUAGCAAGUGGGCCCGGCUUCUCAUUGUUGGUAUUUAAUUCUUAUUGAUUAUUACUUCUCUCCAUCUCUUUUUACAGUUGAAAAUUAAAUUUUGUGGGCCUUGUUAGCUUUUGGCUCUAAUACUUGGUUUUUAGUCUUUGUUGUAGUAAUCAUCGUAGUUUAUAUGAUAGCAAUUCUUUUUUUUUUUUUUUUGUCACAUUCGGAUUGUAAUUUCCGAACAAACAAGAUGAUUCAUUUGCCGUCCUUGUAGUUGUAGACACUAAUUAAGUUGAGUAAAUACUUUUUUUAGCAUAGAA
Messenger RNA from Salvia miltiorrhiza (redroot sage), 1251 nucleotides. Its product is annotated as protein MKS1-like. The transcript has a single exon. Gene Ontology annotation, cellular component: nucleus. NCBI's taxonomy places the organism in Eukaryota, Viridiplantae, Streptophyta, Magnoliopsida, Lamiales, Lamiaceae. The coding region runs from base 141 to 830 and encodes 229 amino acids. The record is from RefSeq and is a predicted model, not a curated record.